GAAGAACCGACCUUCGUAAGUGCAAAGUGCGUAACCUGCGACAGUGCGACCUGCGUGAAUCGGCCACUCCGGCCAGGCCGCCACUCGCCACUUCGCCAGACGCCAGGGACUACGGCUGAAAAGCGGCUGUCCAGAGAAGACCGCCUCCGCCUCCGCCUGCUCUCCGCCUGCUCUCCGCCUCCGCCUGCUCUCCGCCUCCGCGGCUGUCCAGAGAAGACCGCAAAAUCUGCAAUUUUUAGAAAAUAAUGACCACUCCACAACAACCUCCCAAGAAAGCCAAAGUAGGCAAAUCAACUCUGCAUUCUUAUUUUACCUCCAAUGCUCCAACUACAAGUAUACAAACUGAGAACCCGAUUUCGAAUGAGCAUGAAGAAUCUUCUAAUGUUCAAAAUCAAGCAUCUUCUUCUGUGAUUGAAAUAGAACGGGAUCCUGGUAAAAGAAGAAAAAUAUGUGAUUGGCCUGUUAAUAAUAGAGAUGAAGUUAGGCGGUUAUAUUUGGUUGCUGGGCCUUACCAACCAAAACUUCAGCGCUAUCAAGGUCGAGAAUAUAAAGACAAAAUUCGACGUUUUCAACCAAAUUGGUUCAAUGAAUUUAAUUGGUUGGAAUAUUCUCCGACAAGGCACAAAGCAUAUUGCUUUCCGUGCUUUCUAUUUUGUGAUAACAUCCAUGCCUCCAAUACCUCUGCAUUAGUCCAUAUUGGAUUUGAUAGCUGGAAGAGAGUUCAUCAAGGCAAAGAAUGUGUAUUUUUUCUUCACACAGGUACAUCACCUUAUUCUUAUCAUAAUAAAUGUGUGACGUAUGCUACUUCCCUAAUGACUCCAGCUCAGCAUAUUGAUAAAGUGAUUGAGAGAAAUCAAGUGGCGGUAGAUCUUGAACAUUAUUACCGCUUUGAAUAUUUUACCCAAUCCAUAGAUUAUCAAGUGGCGGAGUUGAAUUCAAGAUUUUGUGAGAAAUCAGUUAGACUACUUGAGCUCAGUGUGGCAUUGGAUCCGAGAAACUCCUUUGAAUCAUUUAAUGCUGAUCAUAUUUAUAAUCUUGCAGUGGAGUUUUAUCCUGAUGAUUUUGAGCAACACGAGAGAAAUGCUUUAAAGAGUGAACUGACAUUUUAUCAUAUUCAUGUGGCUCAGAACACUCAAUUCCAAGUUCCUACUCUUUCGCAUUUAUGUGAAAUGUUGGUGAAAACAAGAAAGGCAGACGAUUUCAAAAUGUUGACAAGAUUGAUACGUCUUGUGUUAACAUUACCGGUUUCCACGGCUACAACCGAGAGAGCAUUUUCAGCAAUGAAACAUGUCAAGACGGCAAUUCGCAACAAAAUGGCUGAUGAAUUUCUUGCUGAUAGUUUGACAAUCUUCAUUGAGAGGGAACUUGUCAGUACAAUAGAUAUUGACUCUCUUAUCGAUGAGUUUGCUAAAGUAAAAGACCGUAGAGUGCAAUUGACUUUUUAGUUUGAAUGUUUGAUGCACUAAAUUUCUAGUAGUUUUGUUGUAAAAACAUUUGUGAUGCACUUGAACAUAAUUUUAUUACUACACUUAUAUUUAAGAAUUUUUUUAGUUCAAUUCCGACCCAGCCCUUUAUAGUGUCCUGGCUCCGCCCCUGUUAGGUUAGAUGAUUGCAACGUCCUCUCAGGGUUAAAAGAAAUGAUACAUAAACUUACUAUUUAAAAAAUUGCAAUAUAAUAGUUGUUUGCUUAAGAAAUAACCCUGAUAAAAUCUUAAAUAUAACUAAAAUUUAACUCCAAAUAAAAACUCAAUAAAAUCUAGUCAUCACCAGCAAAUGUGAUAACCACAUGGAUCCAAGAAUUUAUUCACACUUCAAAUCCUUAAAUAAAAUAAAGUAAUAAUAAUCUUUUUAUUCUAACAACUGUGUCAGAUUUUCACUUCUCCAGCUCAGACCACGUUCAUACAGCACACACACCAAAGCACCACCGGAAGGGACAAGAACACUCAGACCAGCCCAGCCAUCUCAACGCACGCCAAAGGUCAGAAAAGGGGAAGCACAGAGAGAAUACCACAGAGGGACCGGAAUGGAGAAGAGACAGAAGUCUCUCUCACCUCUCUCUUAACCUCACUCUCUCUCUAACCGAAGACCUCUACGUCAACCAAAGGCGUAGAGGAGCUUAAGUACCCGGGCAAGAGGGGAAGCCCUAAAGGAGGGUUCCAGAAGAAGGGCUAGCGGCAGAACAACAUGGGCCAGGGCAAGAGGUAAGCAAACAGGCCCAACAAAGAAAGGAGAGGGCUGCCUUGGCCCGUGGGGCCAAUACCUCCACACUCUCCACCUUAUUGGCCAUUGAUGGAUAGUCUACCCGGGGGUAUAUAUCCGAAGGGUUAUUGCUGAGAAUAACUUAGAGAGAAGUCAGAGCACAAGUAAAUAAGAGAGAGAGUGUAUUCAGUCUGAAUGUCAUGGUCACAAAUGGGGAAAUGGGGUGCUAUUUAUAGUAGCAAUAAAUGCCGGACAGGGACACGUGUCAAGCGCCCAUUGGCCGAGGGGUCACUUCAACUGGUUGGCGUAGGGAGCCGCAUGUGGCCGCAUUUAAUGCGGCUGUUGGAUGGGACGUCAGUACAGGGUACGGUGAUCUGUACGCAUGUGAGGCGGAUAUCAUGUCGGGAGAGGUGCCUUCGGCUAUAGGGCGGCAGCCGAGGGCUCCUCAAACCGAUGGCCCCCUGGUGCCGAGGGCUCCUGGUGCCGAGGGCUACUGUUUUUGCCGUUUUCUCCCAGUUUCUUAGUUUGCUUGAGAACCCCGUUCUGUAAGAGUUCAGAGCCUUCGGCCAGGGGGCCGAAGGCACCCCUGGCGCGUAGUGCGGGCUGCUUGGUACUCUGGGCGCUGUGAUUUGGGCCUGUUGAGCCUUCUGGGCCUGUUGGGCCUUUGCUGGAGUAGUAGGAGUCUGUGGGCCAGGGGUUCCCGGGCCAUAUACUCCAUCAGGAGUCCCUCACUCCUUUUGCCGAAAGGUAUUUGAGGGAAAAGGAGUAAUUUGUGCUUGCCCUUUGAUGUUGUCCUGUUGUAAUCUCUGAAGUUGGUGAGGAGUUGUUGUUUUCAUGUCCCUGCCGAAGGCAGUCCCUCAGUUACCCACAUGUCGGGACUUGAGGGCUUGCUUUGUCGUUUGUUGGAAUUUCACUAAUUUUGUAAUUUAAUGAUUUUCCCGAGGGGGUUCCCCAGUCCCCCACUCCUUGAGACACUUGUAAAGUGGUGAAAAGGAGUAGAGUAGUUGCGUUGCUGUUGUGGGCCGAAGGCUGACGCUUUUCGUUUCAUUUUGGGGGGAUGCCUCGUUAAAAACCUCAUUAGAAAAAACCCUGUGGGAAAAAAUCCUAAUGAGGGAAAAAGAGUGCACCGAAUUCCCCCAAUGAUGAAUCGAAAAUGUGAAACCUUGGUCAAAAAUGGAGAAUAACGGUAAUGCCGAAGGCUCUUCUUCUUCUGAGGGCUCAUGUGUUGAUUGGCCGAAGGCUUGCUGUUGAUGUCCUGGGGGGCGCCGAAGGGGAGCCCCUCAAUCUGGGGAUCGAGGGCCUGAUUGAUGAGGGCAGCAGUGGAGUUGUUUACCGGGGGGUCCACUGUUCGUCGAUUAGUUGGUGAUGAAGAUACCCGAGGGCUCCCAUUACCUGUGUGCCAUAGGCUAUCCGUCAAUGAGGCAACUCCCCGGGGGCUACCCGGUUCUUACAGUGCUGAGAGGGAAUUCCCGAGGGGUGCCCUAAUAUGAAGCCUUGGGUUUCUGAAGGAGUGAUCCCGAAGGCGUCUGUUAUGUGCUGUGUGGGGCACAACCCGGGGGUGUCUCUGGGUAAGUGUACCCGGAGGCUCUCCUUGAUGUAGCGGGGUGAAGUAGAAAACCCGGGGGCUUCCAGAAUAUAGCCGUUGGAAAUAUAGCCGUUGGAAUAUGUAACGUCAGGAUAUAGCCGUUGGGGGGGACACGUGGCGCGUGAUGGUUGGCUGUCCGUGGGCGUCAUCACUGGUUGGGCGAAGACGCGGUGUGUAAUGAUGGCGGUCCAUCCGGAGGCCCGGAAUCCAGGCCCAAGCCCAGAUUCCAUCGCCUAUAAAUACCCCAAGGCCAGAGCCCUUUCUUCUUGUGCGAUUAUCUGUUUUAGCGAAGCUCUGCCAAAAAUUCUAGAGAGAGAAACUCAAGCCUUCGGUAAACACUCAGCUUUCAAGGUCAGUUCCCCCCUGCCUUUCUCCUUCUAGUUUAGUUGUGCCUUGUGCCCCUAGGUUAGGAGAUAGAAUUUUCUAGGAAACCCUACUUUUCCCGAGCCUUCGAAUUAGUGAGCAGAUGUCAUCACAGAGCGACUCCCAGGAUAUCUCGGGGGAGCCUUCGGUAGAGAUGGAGACAUGCUCAGAUGUGGAGUCGUCGAGCGUGGAGUCCUCGGCGGGUGGUGAUGCCGCCGUGGCCAUGGAAGUGGAGAAGGACCUCCAGGCCGAAGUCGAAGCCGAGGGCUUCGAGCAAGAAAACGAGGACGAAGAGCUUGCCAUCGUCGUGCAAACCGCCGAGCAAAAAGAGGAGAGGGAGAGGCUGAAGGUGACGGUUACCAUUCCUCCCCCCGGGGUGCCAGGGAAGCCAGCUCCUCCCGGCCAUUGGACCCGACGCCCAUCAGUGUGGCUCCCGGGAAGAAAAACAAGAUGAAGGCGGCCCCGAGGAAGAAGCAAGCGGCAGUUGAUGCUGGGCGGCCGGUGGGCAUACCCGAGGGCCAUUCGUUCCUGAACACUGCCGCUCUAGAGCUGAGGACGAGGGCGUCCCCGGCAGAAUACCAAUCCACCCAGAUGCUGGUUGGCCCUUUGGCGCGCGUGGUGGAGCCCAGGGCGGAUGAUUUGCUGCGAUAUGCGCCCAAAGGGUGUUUUGCUGUUCACACUCUCUCGGUGGAGAUGGGGCUUCGGUUUCCGCUUCAUCCUUUUCUCUUGGAGUAUUUGAGGUUUGUGGGGUUGGCCCCCUGCCAGCUAACGCCCAACAGCCACUCCUAUGUGGCCGGCUUCCUCUCCUUGUGUCAGAGCCGGGGGGUUGAGCCCACACUUGAUCAAUUCUUCAUGUCCUUCAACCUCUGCCGGGGGGGACAUUCAAAUGCUGAGGGCUUUGCCAACCUUCAGCAGGUACCGGAGUUCCGGCUUUUUGAUGAUGUGCCCUCGUCCCACAAGGGGUGGAAGGAGAGGUUUUGCUACAUUCGCCUCGAGGAGAACCCCUUCCCGGUCCAGCUCCGCAAUAGCUUCCGGCGCCAUCCGAAGGUGGGGAGCGCAGCUCUGGAGAAGAAUGGCAAAGUGCUUGCCAAGAAGCCGGAGGGGUCUGACAAGCACGUCAAGAUCAGAGACGUCACCCUCCCAGAGGAAUUGCUUAGCCUGGGCUUCCGGCAGUUCAGGCCGAGGGGCUCUUCGGAUGAGAGAUACCCUCCCCUCGAUCGGGUCUUCGAAGGAGCUGGAGGUGAUCACCGAAUGGUUCACUGAUGCGUUGAUAGUUCUCUCUUAUUCCCCAUUUUUUUAUGAUGUAGUAACUGGUAGCCUUCGAUCUAACCCUCUUGUGUUUUUUUUUGUUGCUUGCAGGUAACAAUAUGGACGUCGGUUCCCUCUUCGCUCUGAAGAACGCGAAAGGGAAGAAGAAGGCCCCGGCGGGCGCUUCUGCCAGGGAGGGGCCCUCUCAAACUGCUGUCGUCGCUGCUGGCGCCGGAGGGUCCAAGGAUGCCGGGCCCGUAAAAAAGAAGAACGCCGGUAAGGGGACCGAGCCCCCGGCCAAGAAGCCGAAGACUACCGCCCCUACCAAACAGCCGAUCACCGAUGUGGUGGUGAUCGUUGACGAAGGGCACGCCUCUGCCUCCACCCCCCAGGAACAAAUCAAUCAGGAGUUCUUUGGGCGGGAGAGGUUGGAGGCGUUAGUACCGAAGGGAGCCUCCGUGUUGGAGGGCAGUCUGAACCCUUCGGCUCUGAUGAGCCAGAUGCUGCCGUCGGCCGACCGACUAGCCCUUGCCCGGUUGGACGAGGGAUCCCUCGAGGCGAAGGUCCUCCUGAAUGCUGCCUCCAGCUUUAUGGGCCUCUGCGAGCACCUCCGGAGGGUGGAUCAAAUGAGGGAGGCCAAGGGUGUAGCCGAGGGGGAAGCCGCCCUCCUCAGGAAGAAGCUUGCUGAAGCCGAGGACUCUCUUCGUCUGGCCACCGACGGCAUGGAGCAGAGGGUGCAGGCUGCAAGGGCCGAAGGGGUUAAUGAGGGACUGGCCAAGGCCGGGGAGGCCACCGCCGAGGCCGCCCGCAUUGCUGCUGAUGAAGCCCGCGCGGCUCAAGAAGAGGCCGUCUCCAAGGCCCGAGAGGACGCGGUGACCAGUUUCACAGCCGAGGGGUGGAGGGCUGAAGACCGGAGGGAGUGGCUUGCUUCGGUGGUGGUGGCUUCAGUGGACGAGUGGGUCAGAGGCCCUGGAAAGAUGUGGCUUGCUGAGAGGGGCGACUCGUACUACCAAGGCGGGGAGUUCUUCACCCAACGCCUUAUCUACCGGAAGCUUGCGAAGCACUUUCAGGUGGCACCGGAGGAGUUCCGUCCAGAGGCUUAUGGCCUCCCCCCCCCCCCCCCUCGCCAGCCAGAUAUCAGGAUCCCGCUCCCCGAGGGGGAAGAGAGGCCAGUUCUUGAAGACUCGGAGACCCUCCGGGAGUGCGGGCUUGGGGGUGAAGAGGAUGAAGCCGAGAGCGAGACAAUAUCCACAGUCCCCCCUUCUUGAAUUGUAUUCCCCCCUUUUGUGUUGUAAUUGUUGGCCUCGGCCUCCUUUGUAAAGUACAAUUAAACUUCCCCUUUUUUGAAUGAAUGAGUACGUAUGCCCUCGGGCCUUUGAUAUAUAAUAUGCUUC
Molecule: messenger RNA, 6789 nt
Organism: Cuscuta europaea
Lineage: Eukaryota; Viridiplantae; Streptophyta; Magnoliopsida; Solanales; Convolvulaceae
Source: the annotation of a GenBank genome assembly